Molecule: messenger RNA, 9588 nt
Organism: Anarrhichthys ocellatus (wolf-eel)
Lineage: Eukaryota; Metazoa; Chordata; Actinopteri; Perciformes; Anarhichadidae
Gene: atf7a
Product: activating transcription factor 7a
Exons: 11
Coding region: 4850-6364 (504 amino acids)
Biological process (GO): regulation of DNA-templated transcription
Molecular function (GO): DNA-binding transcription factor activity
Source: RefSeq, a predicted model, not a curated record
AAACACUUUAUUACGCUUUAUAUUCACCAUAGAUAAGUCCACUAUACUAAACUAUGACAAAGUAGCGUUUGACGCGACAGUUUCGGUGUUUGUUGUCGCCAAAACUCUCCGCAUAUUGAAUUGUCUAAACUGUUUCAUUCGGACCCACUACUGUCUCGCUUUGCACUCAAGUGUCAGUCCGCUAACUUAACUUAAGUGCUAACGUUGUCUGUUUUUGUGAAUUUGACUGUUAACGCCUUUAUAAUAACGUUCCACCGGUUCACUGCGGAUAUGACUAUAUUAAUGUUGAUGUAUGUUCGUUGUCAUCGUUGAAGCUGGUAGUAGCGCUGUUAUUACACAUCUUGAACGUGCCUUCGGCCUGUUGUUAAUGCUAGCCACACCAGCUAGCCAUUAGUUUUUCGUGGAUCCUAAAAGUUGAUUUCGGGGUUUUAACCAAUCAGAUUCAUCUAACCAGUGUUAUUGACAGGGUCCUAAGCGUCGCGUACGUUAGAGUCUGUUGAUUGACGCGCUUCACAGCCAAUGGCUGAAGAGGAAAGGCAGUCUUGUUACGGGAAAAGGCGGGGCUAAUGUUACCAGACGGUAAUGAAGGCUGAAAAAGACUCAACUUUUUUUUCAGAUCAGUCGGCGUGGUAUAGAAGAAGGAACUAAAGUUUUCAGAACUUUUGGAUAUGUGUUUGACAUCGCUCUCUUUUUUAAAUGGCCGAAACCACACGAAAAACAUUUGCCUUGUCUGUUUUUUUGGCGGCACAAUAAGCGGUGAUGAUAAUCUGGGCCUGGGCAAGAAGAGCCACUAAAAGAGGCCAAAGUCUCUCGUAAUAAUGAUAUCCAUAGUAUUGCAAUUUGAGCUGUUGAACGCCCCCAGGAUCCGCAUCCCCAUGCAUGUCAACACCUUCAUUAGGAAUGUAGGUCAUGUUUUUGGCAGAGUUGUACCUCAUUCCAUCACAUAGAGUUACACCAGAGAAAACUGCAGCCUGUUUAGUCCAACCAAGCAUCUUGACCCACUCUUAGUAAUUAUGUAAGUUUUCAUUUUUUAUGCAACAGAAAUGUUCUUUGCUGCAACUUAAACAGUAUCACUUCAUUACACAUAUGGUGAAUAUAUUUAAUGUUUAAAAAUAUAUGUAUAGCAUGUAUGUAAUUUGUGCCUUUGGCUGAGAUGCCAGUGAUUUGAAGUGUGUCCAUUUUAUUGUUGGUUUGUUGAUUCAGUGUUAGAUGUACAGUGUUCUAGAGGAUUGAGCAUGAAGGGUUUAGUUAAAUGAAUGUCUGCACCAGAGGCUGAGCAGGCUCCAGACACCAAACAUCAAGUGACACGGUCUUUUUCUUUUGAAUUAGAGCCAAAACCUCUCGGCAAGUGUUUAUAAAAGUUGCAGCACAGUGUUUUUGAUUUAAUUUUAGAAAACAGCUCUGGCUCGGUCCAUCGUGUAUUUUCCUGCAUUGUCUGCUUGUUCCGCAUGGAUUUAGCUUCAAGGCCUUGUUAGUUACGCAGACAAAGAUAUAGAAUUUCAUUUGUUCCAUUUACCAAAUCUCAGGUUCACUCUGCUUACAUAAAUACAUAUCGGCUGUUGCACACGUCCAGCUACAGCUGAGAUCUCUGGAGCUCACAGCCCACAUUUACAGGACCAAACAUGUGAUCCAGCAAAUAUCCUAGAUCCUUCAAUUGAUCGAUCACUGACCGACUUUUUUGCGAUUUCACCAUUUCGCUCUCUACCUCCCCCUCCUUUUCUUUUUUUUUCUUUUUGUGGGGUCUCCCCUACCCUCUGGCAAUUCAAGCCUCAGAUUCCAGAGUUAUGGCUGCAGUACGAGCUAUUAAUACGGUUUGUUUAGUCAGUUUCCUAGCAGGCUGCAUCAAACACUAGAUGGCUGUGGCUGAUUAUAGCUGCGACUCAUUCCCCUACACCUGCUGAGUCGGAGAAAUCCAAGUUAACGGUGGGACUUUGGCAGCAGCUCAAUGAGAGGCACAGGAAUUAGGACACUUUGACUGUCACCUUGGAUGAAAGGAGGCAAAAUAGGUGAACUUGAUAUCCAUGUCUGGAAUGCAUAUCAAUGAUGUGCAUCACUAAUGUUACUAGCAGACUGAUUUAUUGUGUCUCGCAGAGUUUAAGUCUGAGUGUAGUAAAACUUUAUACUGUCAACUCAUUAAUUACCUUCAGAGUUUAUUCUCAGUGAGACACUACUGACAGUCAAAGCCGUGAAUUACCAGAGAAACUUCCUUCUAUAUUUACGUGAAUUCAGCGCAGGAUUACAGAUAGCGCUGCAGUUUUUGAAGAUUUCAUUCAAGAUAGACAGAUUUACCACGAAGCCAAGCAAUAGAUGCUGAAGAAAAGAUUCAACCCAUCAGUUUUAAUCAGGUGAAGAGAUUGGUCGGGCCAGCUAUAGGAAAACAAAUGGUAUUUUCCACAACCGUCGUCUGAAAUAUAUGGUGGACUUCCCACAAAAUUAAAUCCCACUUCUUCGUGUUUGUGCCCGGCAGGCAGCCAAGUUAAUGUCGAAGCAUGUGGUUAGUAAGAUGUAAACUCUGAAAUCUGUUCCCACUCCUCACGCCAGAUGUGUCCACUUCCCCACACGGUCCACACCCUCGGUAUAACGAGCAUCUCGUUUGCAGACACAUCUCUGCCCAAAUAGACUCUGCGGAUUGGGAACACUCUGCGAGGGCCCUGUCACCAACCUGUUGCCUUUCUCCAGAGCAUGGGAGGUCUGGAAGAAAAUCAGACUGCUCCUCUUUAUCGGCCGCCUGAUCUGCACAGAGAAGGGACGAAGACUGAGAGACACAACGGUCGGGCCUGUUGCUGCUCUGGCGUCAUGGGAGAGCGUUGCAUUUCGGCGCACGGCUUCAGUAAUCAUGUGUUGGCUCAGGGGCAACUGUCCUCGGCGAAGGGAGAAAUAGAGGGGAGGAAGGAGGAAAAUAUACUGACUUCAGCACUGGGAAAACUUUCAGACAUUUAUGCCUCGCCAACAUAAUGAAUAAUCUGUCCCACUCAAUAAUGUGAGGCUACACGCUCAAUCCGUGUAGUAGGUACAGCAGAGGUUAAUGUGGUCUGUGACUCAGCUACGACACUAAACACAUUAAACCGACAUCGCUUUCCAGUUCGCGGAAUAGCAGUGCAUAUGAAAUUUGAUGUAAUGAACGUGAUUAAGCAAGCUUAAAAACAAGUCAGAACAACACAGAAGUUCAGCUGCUGUCGUAUCGUCAUCGGCAAAGUUAAAGUUUAGGAAGCUGAUCACAAAAGACAUCUAAGAUGUGAAUCUUGAAGGGGGUAGUCUUUAAUUAUUAAGGUAGAGCACCAUCCUGCUCAUCAACUCAUGAAUGUGUUUUAGAGAAACCUUUAGGAAUAUUUCAGUAGUCAGUGGCUUUUGUUUAUUGAAAGGUGUCUACGUAUAAAGGUGCAAUGCAUGCUGGUAGUUGUAGACAGUGUUGUGUAAUAGCUGCCAGAAGUCACUCUGGGCAGGUUGAGAGUGCUAAAACAUUAAUGAUCCACCUUCAAUUCCCUGAUUUAAAUUCAUUGACCAAAGUUCGUUGUCUAUACUUCACAUUUUGUCUUCACAUGGAGUGCUGUUCAGGGUGGUUUGGUGAAGGGGGGGGGUGUGUGUGUGUGUGUGUGUGUGUGUGUGUGUGUGUGCGUGUGUGUGUGUGGAGACAGCUGAUAGAAGCAGUGAGCCUCCCACAGCUUUAGUUUAUGUCACUUCAGCUUCAGACACAAUAGGAGGAGAAACCAAACAUGAGCAUGUGCAUAUUUAACUCUUAGCAUUACUCGAGGAGAAGGUGGAUGUGGUGGUUGCUUUGUAGUCCCGUGGAAAGCUUUGGAAGUGCAUCUGUUAUUACAGUGUUAACAAAUAGCACACUAAUGAAAUAGUCCAUGUUGUGUUUUUAUACCAUAGGGCUGGAAAAUUGAGUUAAUUUAUUGAAUUACUGAUAUAUUGCAUCUACCAAAAUAUACUGAAAAUCAGAAUAACGACCAGUCACAUAGUGAGCCCUAAGUCCCAGAUCUGAAAGUGAAAGUGAUCAAACUGUGAUGAAUCAGGAUAAUCAGAAGACAGCAUGACAAGGGAAUCUAAUGUAGGGGAUGUAUUUGAAAAUGAUUAUCAUUACAUUGAUCAUUUUAGAUAUGACAAUUUAUUAUGGUAAAGAUUUGUGAUCAUACCGUUCAGCCCUAUUAUAGCAGCAGUGUUAUUACGCACUAUUAGACGUUGGAUGUAAUGUAAUAUUUUUUUAAAUGAUAUAACUCAUUAUAUUAUUCAAAGUUCAGUAAUAAAUAAAAUAAUAGCAAUAGUUUAGAGGUUGUCUCGACUGAACACAAAUACCUCUCUCUAUUAAUAAUUCUCCACUAAUAAUGUUUUGGUCGCCAUCAGUAACUUGCAUCUCAACACAGGAAACACUUGUAUUUAAUAAGAAAAACAAGUACCAGUGAGGUACACGGUCAGGUCAUUUCAAUAUAUCUGUGCUGUGGAGUCACGUGAGAGUUCACAGAAAGAGGCUGGAGAUGACGAAUGGUGAAUGAGGGGUGCGAGAAGGUAACAUGUUGGGAUGUGCUAGAGAGGUGAGGAGAGGGAGUGGUGAUGAGAGAAGGAGGGAUUGGGAGUGAGGGAAAAUGAGACAGAAGGAGAGGGGAGGGGUCUUUGUGUGAACGGUAGCCGUCGUUCUCUCUCGUGUGAGCGGCUUCUCAUUCGCCAACCAGAAGCCCCCCCUGUGUGAAGGAAGUAUCACCAGGGAAACUUGGUCUCGGUGCAUGUUUUCCUCCUUUGCCAGGGUUAUUUUUAAACAGCAUUCAGCUUCCUGCUCAGACUAAAGACUACAAGCCACAGCAUCCCCGUGUUGUUAUUUUCAGGACUUGGCGAAUCGAGAAAAGCAGCAGCAAUGUUCUUCUCUUCUCCUCUCCCACAGUUACACUGCAAGCUCUUCGCAAAAAUGGGGGACGACCGACCUUUUGUGUGCAGUGCUCCUGGCUGUGGACAGAGGUUUACCAACGUGGACCACUUGGCUGUACACAAACACAAGCAUGAGAUGACACUGAAAUUUGGACCAGCCAGGACUGACUCUGUAAUUAUUGCAGACCAGACACCUACUCCCACCCGCUUCCUAAAGAACUGCGAGGAGGUCGGUCUGUUCAACGAGCUGGCCAGCUCCUUCGAACAAGACGAGGAGGACAAGAGAGCAAAGAAUUCUCUCCCUGCUUCCAACUCUGUGGCUGUGGACAUGAGCAUGCAGACGGCAUCCGACGUGAAGGUGAAAGAAGAGGAACCUGUAGAGGUCGACUCCUCGCCUCCAAGCAGCCCUGACUCCUACUCUGGAGAUUCGGACAGCUACUACGAGCCCCUGGUUAAAGGAAAGGACACGCCACCCAGAAGUUCGGCCCCCACCCCGACUAUUGUGCGUCCAGGUUCCCUCCCACUACACUUGGGCUUCGAUGCCCUUCAGCCCACCAUGCCGUCACCCACCUCUGUCAUCACACAGACACCACCUUCCAAUCGAACUCUGGGCUCACCAACCAGCCACUACCCCAUGAUGAUGCUUCCCUCUGGUCAGGCAGUGCCUGUGCUCCCUGGUCCAGUACAGAUACCCUCCGUCAUAAAUCUGGCCCGAACCAUGAGCAUGGUACCCAACAUUCCUGGAAUGCCCGGUCCUCCUCUGGGAGGCAGCAGCAGCGGCUCAAACUCCCCUUCUGGCUACAGCAUCCACUCAGAGGCCAAGAUGCGUCUGAAGGCAGCACUGUCCCAGCAGAGCCCGUCAGGAUACAGCAUGGGCUUCAUGGCCAUGGGCGGCAGCCCCAUGGUACCUCAGAGGGCAGAGCAGAGCCAGCUGCUGGUCCAACAUCCAGAUGCUCCGUCACCUGCACAACCUCAGGUAUCUCCAGCACAGCCUACAGGUGGGCGGCGGCGGCGGACGGCAGAAGAUGACCCAGAUGAGCGAAGGCAGCGGUUCCUCGAGAGGAAUCGGGCCGCCGCAUCGCGCUGCAGACAGAAACGCAAAUACUGGGUCAGCUCUCUGGAGAAGAAGGCCGAGGAGCUCUGCACCAUGAACGUCUCGCUGUCGAAUGAAGUGUCUCUGUUGCGGAACGAGGUGGCUCAUUUAAAGCAGCUGCUGCUAGCCCACAAGGACUGUCCUGUGACCACCCUACAGAAGAGAACGGCCUACUUAGCUGCAGAAGAGAGCAUGAGGGACCCCUCCGAGCCUACGGGCUCCCCUGCCCCGGUGAUCCAGCACAGCUCUUUGGCACACAGCCCCUCUGCAGGGCACAACGGCCUGAGCUCAAGGGCAGCAGCUGAGGCCAUGGCUAUGUCAGUGCUGGCAGGAAUGGGCCAGCACCAGAGGGCUGAGAGUGGACCCUCUCACAUUAUCAUGGCUGCACAGUCUCAAUCUGCUGCCAGAUGAUGAGCGAUGCCACCACCACCACCACCACCACCACCGCCCAGACUUGGCUCACAAUCAUCACCCAGGGAUAAAAAAGAGCAGCGGAACCCCCCUCCUAACUUUCCCCUGAUGUAGAAGUCCAAAUCUUCCCCUUCGCCCUUUCGCUGUGCUCCUCUGCUCUCUCUGACCCUCUUGCGGAGCCAUCGAGCUGUGGCCUGAAGCUCAGCAGCAGCCUUCUGAGAAUGGACUGAGACUUUUGAGAGAGCUUCCUGUUCACUUUGCCAUAGACUACAGGGGCUGGACUCCAACCUCCCAUCCUCGUCUCCCCCACUCUGUGCAUCCCCGCUCAUCUCCCUUCACUCUCCACUGGACCGUAGGACCGCAUCGCUCCGAGUGUAUGCCGCCAUGAACUUCCCACGUGGACACGUGCGCAGCUUCUAACACACUAGGUGUUGCAUAAACAUUCUCGAUCAAAUCAGAUACCAAACAAUGCACACGGGGCUUCACACUGUUUUCAGCAGGGAAUUGUGCCUCAUGCUCCUCGACCUGUUAGCCACGCACACACACCCACACAUGCCGUCACAGCAGACGUCCCUUUACAGCCUCGGCUCCAAAAUGCAGUAGUUGUCUCGACGUCGGGGACUCGGAUCUCAAAUACUCCCUCAAACCUUUUGUAAAUGGUUCCACCAAAAGGUGAUCUCAACAUGGACCCGAAAAAACCUUACCUCAAUUACUCCCCUUUAUGACAAAAAUGAAUAAAUUGUGUGUGUGAUAAGCUCUCUGCGUAUAUAUUUAUGUACAUCACAACAUAGCGGUUUGCCUAGUGCUGAACAGAUGCGUUAAUAGCUGGGUUGUUAGCAUGUGACUAUUAGGGUGUUAUGUUCUUGAUACAGCUAUGUGCAGCUCUAUACUUUCUUGUUAUUAAUUGGCACAUUGUCCCAGAUUAGUCCACAGAACCAGAACCAAAAGGAUUGACAUUGUAUUAUCUUAAAUUAGUUUGUGUGAGCAACAGUUUUUUUCAACCUCUCCCCUCCUCCUUACGUUCCCCUAAAGCAGACACUUGUGCUGUUUAUUGGUUUGUGAGUGGAUGCCUUUUCCAUUUUCUAUGAAACUAUUCUCGUGACUGUGUUUCUCUGUGUGGGCCCUGGACUUACUGUAACUGUUAUUUUCACACUUCUCAGGAUGGUUUGCACAUCCUUGCUGCUCGUUGGAAGUGCGAUGAACCCAGUCACCCUGCUCUCUACCAAACCUAAACUAAAGCCAUACUGACCACAAAUCAGAUAUCUCAAUCUCCAAAGACCACCUUGUACUUGUUCUAGGGGACAGGAAGUAAAUCGCCUUACUGUUAUUUUGUGACUCAGACGUCAUAGUGACAAAAUCGACAGUACAUCCCUGCUUGUUACUUGCACUUACACUCAGUCUCACAUACAAUGUCUGACGGUUUUGCCUUAAGAUCACGUUGGUGCCUCCGAUAACACCGAAAGAACACGCAGAUUUGCUCUAUGUGAAAAACAAUGGAGCUUUAAAACAUGUAUUUGUAUCAAUUUGUCAAUUUUAUCAAAUAAAAAUCUAUCGACGAGGAACAUGAUUUACUCAUUGGAGAUUCCUCACAGCCUUUAAGAUGAAUGGUUCAUUAAACCAGGAGUCUGUUCAGUGACGUUAAACGAUGCGAUGCUUGCCUGUCAUCUGGUGGAGAGACGCAGCAAAGACAUCUUCACUGAGGGAGAAACACGUUCAGAUGUCUUCUGACUGUUAAUGAAUGGCUCCAGUUCUUUAUAAAUCCCACCAACAUAUUUUACCACAAUAUUUUUUCAUAAACUCCUAAACAAGCAGUUUGCUUUCCUUGUGUUUCUUCCUGUACGUCUUUUUCUUUCCCUUUUUGUCUGAUACGAUUGGUAUAUUUGCAAGAUGUGAUAUUUCAAAAAACAAGAUACCUGUCCAUUAACAGGAGGGCAUGUCUUUAUGCACUAAAAUAAUGCAAGUUUAUUGUUGCUUUGUACUUUUGUUCUGUUCAUUUACAGUUUUUUACAGUUCUCUUGGUCAGAGGUAUCAGAUCCUUUUAAAAAAAAAAUCAUAUUUCUCCUUUCUGUACUGUACUCAUUAAUGGGACUGUGCCCAGCAACUUUAAAACCUUCCACUUCUGACUGAACCUUGAGUCCUGCAGUCCCAUGGGAGACCCCGACAUGUUGUUGUGCUUCACAGCUAGCCCUAUAUCUGGCUGGCAGUCCCUUAUAGACGAUUGUUCAUAUGAAAUGAAAAGUCAAACCCUAUUUAGCUUCCAUGUAAUUCAUGUCUUUGGCACCUUUUCUGUCAUUUCUUGUUUUCUUGUGUUGUGUGCUAUUUUCAGCACGAUACAACUCUUGUCAUAACGCUUCUGAUUGUACUGAUGAAUAUAGAAACUCAUUUCUUUAACACAGAGAUUUAUUUUUUGUUUUUUUGGUUUUCUACAGAAAAAAACAUCAUUAGUCCUCUUUCAAAAAGUGAUUUUGUUAUAUCUUUAAAGAUGAAUUUGGUCGUGUCUUUUGACUGUCCUUCUAACUUAUUUUUUAAUUGGUCAACUAACAAAGUCUUUUGGCAUAUUGUUAUGAAAAGAGCAAUUUAAAGAAACAUACAAUGUGAAAGUUGCAUAGUAUAUUAAUGGUUUUUCACACUCCCAUUGUUGGACUGAUAAUUUCAAAAAUUGUCCUUGUACUGUACAUAUCUGUACUAUAUGAAUAUAUUUACUUUUCCAUGCAUGUCCAAGUGGAAUACUAUGAACACUUACAGUGCUGCAGUUUUAAUUAAAGAAACUACAUACUUAAUGAACAUUUACAAAGUUUGGUUUGUUUGUUGUCAGUUUAGUUUCACAACAGCAAAAAUAUCUUUUCUCUAAAUUUGCUGUAAUCUCACAUAAGAACUGGAGAAAUGCAGUUUUUGGUUGAAGUGAUAUGAAAGACGAUGAAUAUGCUGUAUGUUGGGACACUGCACUGUCUGCUUUGUUCAUAGUUGUCUGUACCCAGUGUUCAUGGACUUUCAUGAUUAUAUUGUGACUAAUGACUACAUGGAGAGGAGCAAAAUAACUCAUAAGUACUAUGGUUCUAAUAUUUGUUGUAGUUUUAAGGUACACUUUGAAGCAGGGCCGUAGCUAAUACGAGGACACAGAGGUCAUGUCUUCUGUAUGUUUCUGGUACUUUGGGGUUUGUAGCAGCCUGAGGUUAUAUUCUACAAUUAAAAACGUACACCUUAUCAUAUAGACUCAUUCUAGU